CCUCCCGCCGCAGAGCCAGGGGAGCUGCGGCGCUCCCGAGGGUACUGUCCCGGCCCCCUCAGCCCCGGCCCCUGCUCCCGCCCGGCCCGGCGGCGGCGGCCAAAGUCAGCUCUGGGUGACGUCAGGCCGCCAUCCCGUGACGCCUGCGCUCGGCUCGGAGCUGGACCGGCCUCCUUGGAGAGGAAAGGACCCUCCCUCCCUAAGGGAAGCGAGCCACCAGCUGCCCAGCAGCCGGGAGAUGGGCAAGGUUUGCGCCAUUUUUGGGGGAUCCCGAGGAAUAGGCAAAGCUGUUGCAGAACUCCUGGCACAGAAGGGCUGCCGCCUGGCGAUCAUUGCUAGAAAUCUGGAAGUAGCCCAAACCACUGCACGUGAUCUUGGUGCAGGACAUCUGGCACUUAGCUGUGAUGUAUCCAGCGAACAAGAAGUCCAAAAGACUUUUGAGGAGAUGCAGAGGAAUUUAGGUCCUAUUAACUACUUGGUUAAUGCAGCUGGAAUCAACAGGGAUGGUUUGUUACUGAGAACCAAGACUGAAGAUAUGAUAGCCCAGAUUCACACUAAUCUUUUGGGAACAAUGUUGACGUGCAAAGCUGCUGUAAAAGUCAUGAUUCAACAACAGGGAGGUGCUAUUGUCAAUAUAGGAAGUGUUGUAGGACUUAAAGGCAACUCUGGUCAAAGUGUGUAUAGUGCUACCAAAGCAGGAUUAGUUGGAUUUUCACGCUCUCUUGCUAAAGAAGUAGCAAAAAAGCAAAUUCGAGUCAACGUUGUUGCUCCAGGCUUUAUUCACACAGAGAUGACUGCUCAUUUGGAAGAAGAUCAGUUGAAGAAAUCAAUUCUCCUUGGAAGAUUUGGAGAGCCUCAUGAAGUUGCACAAGCUGUUGUCUUUCUUCUAGAAUCCCCAUAUGUUACAGGGAGUGUUCUAGUUGUAGAUGGAGGCUUGCAGCUUAUGACUUAAGUACUACUUUGAAUAAAUGCCUACUUUAAUGUCAUGAUGGUAAUAUAUAAAUAUAUACCAAUUAAAGGGAGAGGGUUGGAAAUUGUUUGAAGAUUGAUGUAUGUAAUUGACUUGGUCUUAUCUAGUCAGAGGAGAAAUUCAGCAGCAGAGAAGUGCAAUGUGUACAUUUAGCUACCUGGAAGAGUCCAUUUGGUAUUAUGAAGUCUGUGUAUGAAACAAUUUGAAAAAGAUCUGCUUUUGAUAUGGUGAUAACUUUAAUAACAUACUGAUAUGUUUUUAAAACAGUUUUUUUAUAAAGUCUUGUUAUCUAAUUUGGGAUAGAGUGGAGCUUUUAUUGGAAUUAUCAUGUUACACAGAGGUUAAUAAAGUGCAGAGGUGUGUUUAUUGGGUGGCAGGUAUGAUUGCAUCAAGUUUUUCAUGUAGGGCAAAGAUUGCAAACUGCAUAGUUUUGCGUUCUUAUCAGUUAGUCCCUACAAAGUAGUGAGGGGUUUCCUUCAGGCUUUGUUUGUUUGUAGCUAACACUACAAAGCUAGGAGCCUCUAGAUCUUCAGCAUACCUGAAUUGCCUUUAGGAGAUUUAAUUAUAUGCAGUGUGUUUUUGUGAAGACGAAACCUACUCGGUUCCAUUCUUGGAUGUAUGUGCAGCAUUCAUUUAAUACAGUAGCACUUGUGUGUACACAUUGAAGGACUGUUGAUUGGUCAUUGGAGUUGCUAAUCCUAUGAUAUUCUGAGUUUGAGCUGCACAGACCUUUUUGCAUAAAAGACUUUUCAAUGACUCAGUAGGUGUUUAGGAAACACAAUCACUUCCAGAGCAUGAAGUCAGUACUUUGCUCUGUAUCUUGAACACUCGGUUCAGCUGUUAAGUCGAUGCUCCUUAAUAUGUAUAUAUAGUCAAUAAAAUCACCAUUUAUUUUAUUCAAAACAA
This is a messenger RNA of Pseudopipra pipra, 1876 nucleotides long. It is a transcript of the gene CBR4, whose product is annotated as carbonyl reductase 4. Bases 239 to 952 code for a protein of 237 amino acids. The transcript has 6 exons. The record is from RefSeq and is a predicted model, not a curated record. Gene Ontology annotation, molecular function: oxidoreductase activity, acting on the CH-OH group of donors, NAD or NADP as acceptor. Lineage: Eukaryota; Metazoa; Chordata; Aves; Passeriformes; Pipridae.